GCGUUAUUGCACAACAAAACACCAACGUGAGUCGCGGUAUCAGAUUAUUCUAUGAUCUUUACGGCGUGAACGCCAUGACAACCUGGCCGUGGGCCGUGAGUCGAAUCAUCGACGCACUCGAGACAAUGCCAGAAGCAAACAUCAACACCAAGUGUCUAGCAAUCACAGGCUGCUCUCGGAACGGAAAAGGCACUCUAGUUGCAGACGCUCUCGAUGAAGGAAUUGCUCUCACCCUCCCACAAGAAUCCGGUUCAGGCGGCGAUGCUUGCUGGAGACUUUCAGACACCGAGCAAGUAGCUGGAUACGUAGUCCAAACAUCCGCCGAGAUCGUGCGCGAGAACGUCUGGUUCUCGAAGUCCUUUGUUGCGUUUGCACCUCGCAAUACUUCGUGCUCUCCUGGCGAUCGAGAACACGGAUUAUGUGUGGUUGAGCCCGCAAAGUAG
Hyaloscypha bicolor E is the source of this 443-nucleotide messenger RNA. RefSeq names its product carbohydrate esterase family 15 protein. Bases 75 to 443 code for a protein of 122 amino acids. The record is from RefSeq and is a predicted model, not a curated record. NCBI's taxonomy places the organism in Eukaryota, Fungi, Ascomycota, Leotiomycetes, Helotiales, Hyaloscyphaceae. The transcript has a single exon.